Molecule: messenger RNA, 2311 nt
Organism: Maylandia zebra (zebra mbuna)
Lineage: Eukaryota; Metazoa; Chordata; Actinopteri; Cichliformes; Cichlidae
Gene: hs2st1b
Product: heparan sulfate 2-O-sulfotransferase 1b
Cellular component (GO): membrane
Molecular function (GO): heparan sulfate 2-sulfotransferase activity
Source: RefSeq, a predicted model, not a curated record
ACACUCCUGCUAGAAGCUUAGUUUGGACUCGGUUAUCUUUCAUGCAGUCACCUGUGUUUCACUGCCUUCAUGUCUGUGAGCUCAGCACGAACUCGCGGUUGGCAAAGCAGGUUAAGUCCAAAAUAAAACACGAACAGCGAAGCUGGUUUUGAAAUAUGCCGGUAGUGUGAGGUUGGCCAGUGUUAGCACGGAGCUAGCUGCUGUUAGUUUGUUUUGCUAACGCUGAGUUAACCCUGCAGGAUGGCUGCUGAGCUCUAUAUCUACUAAUGAUGCUCAGCAACUAACCUCGGCGUCCGGAUUUCGAUUUGCAAUAUAUAAAUCAAAACAUCCGAGUCAGUCCAGUUUCCAGCAGCAGACGCUUGUGCUGGGUUAAACGUUAUCAGUGGAUGUGAAACCUGAAGCUACCGGCAUCCACGGCAUGAUUCAUUCGGUUGUUUGAUGGGGAUUUUAAGGAUCAUGAUGCUGCCAAAGAUCCAGCUUUUGGCUGUUUUGGCAUUCGGAGUGGCGAUGCUGCUGAUCGAGAAUCAGAUCCAGAAAUUGGACGAGUCCAGAGCCAAACUAGAACGCACCAUAGCCAGACACGAGGUGGCCGAAGUAGAGCAGCGUCACAGCGAAUACGGGGGUGGGCGGGAAGUUUCGCCGAUAGUAGAAAACGACGACACGGUCAUCAUCUACAACAGAGUGCCCAAAACAGCCAGCACGUCCUUCACUAACAUCGCCUACGACCUGUGUGGGAAGAAUCGCUUCCACGUUCUGCACAUCAACACAACCAAGAACAACCCUGUCAUGUCUCUACAAGACCAAGUGCGCUUUGUCAGGAACGUCACCUCAUGGAGAGAGAUGAAGCCCGGCUUCUACCACGGCCAUGUAGCUUAUCUGGACUUCUCAAAACAUGGCAUGAAAGGUAAACCACUGUACAUCAAUGUGGUGCGUGAUCCCAUAGAGCGCCUUGUAUCGUACUACUAUUUUUUACGUUUUGGAGAUGACUACAGACCAGGCCUUCGACGAAGGAAACAAGGAGACAAGAAGACCUUUGAUGAGUGUGUGUCAUCAGGUGGGUCUGACUGUGCUCCGGAGAAACUGUGGUUGCAGAUCCCUUUCUUCUGUGGUCACUAUUCAGAGUGCUGGAACGCGGGCAGUAGAUGGGCUCUGGAACAGGCCAAAUACAACCUGGUAAACGAGUACCUGUUAGUGGGAGUAACGGAGGAACUCGAGGACUUCAUCAUGAUCCUGGAGGCAGCACUCCCACGCUUCUUUAAGGGAGCCACAGAUCUCUACAGAACAGGAAAGAAAUCCCACCUUAGGAAGACCACAGAGAAGAAGCCCCCCACCAAAGAGACAAUAGCCAAGUUGCAGCAGUCAAACAUCUGGAAAAUCGAAAAUGAAUUUUACGAGUUUGCACUUGAACAGUUUCAGUUUGUGCGUGCCCACGCCGUCAGGGAAAAAGACGGAGAACUCUUUGUCCUUGCACAGAGCUUCUUCUAUGAAAAGAUCUACCCCAAAGUGAACUAAAAGUGUCAACAGAAAAGCAUUAACAAAGCUGCACAGGGACAAGUCGUGUACACCGGGAAAGUACGAGACAUUAAGCAGUGCUGGUUUCACUGGGGUCUAGUUGGGAAAUCCUUUCAGACACUGUGGUGAAAUUUCUACUUUUUUUAUUGCUAGAGCAGCUGUUGAGAAAACGAAGGUGUCAGUCUAUACUGUGAGAAAGAAUUUCCCAAACCUUAAGACAAGAAGAGUUUUUUUACCAUGUUUGAUGUUUGGGUGGACUUUCAAAAUAAAAGCAGGAAACCUCAACUACUUCAGCAGCUUCAAAACAGUGUUUAGUGCAGAUGGUCACGGCUACAUUCCUACGUGCUGUGUUAACAUGUUUUUGGACCAAAUUGUAGCAAAAGAAAACAGAUUGGAUCAUUGCAUCCUUUGGUGCGUGACUGGUAAUUUUUUAUUCCACUGAGAUCUUCUCAAUUUUUACAUGUUUCACACAUUAUUUCAGUGAUUUAUCACAGAUAUUAAUGUGCAUGUUUUUUCUUAAAAGACAGCUGCUGUUCUUUUGGGUUUUUUUAGUCUGAAAGGACAACCUGGAGUAGGAGAAAGGUACUAAUGACUAACAGCUGGAAUGUUUGAGUACAGUACUACUGCAAGCAAGAAGAAACUGAUAGUGCCUUUAUAUUAAUGUAUAGAACAUUUCUUUAAUAUUAUUUUUCCUCCGAUCCCACAUUCACUUUCCUUUUAUUUUGGUGCAUUGCUUCUAUGAUUACUGUUGUUUUCCACUCUCCACAGUAACACUCUGAAUAUAAACAAAUAACUGCAA